Scheffersomyces coipomensis is the source of this 930-nucleotide messenger RNA. RefSeq lists its product as uncharacterized. The transcript has a single exon. The record is from RefSeq and is a predicted model, not a curated record. NCBI's taxonomy places the organism in Eukaryota, Fungi, Ascomycota, Pichiomycetes, Serinales, Debaryomycetaceae. Bases 1 to 930 code for a protein of 309 amino acids.
AUGAGUUCAAUUACUACAUUAAGGGUAGCCUAUAUCCCAGAACACUUCUCAACUCCUUUAUUCCUUGCCAAACAAAAGGGAUAUUAUGAACAAAACAAUUUAAACAUUGAAUUCGUUAAAGUUCUCGAAGGAACUGGUCGUUUAGUCAAAUUAUUAAACGAUGGUGAAGUUGAUAUUGCCAUUGGAUUAACUGAAGGGUUCGUAGCUGAUUUAGCUAGUGAUAAGAAUCAAGGUAAUUAUAAAUUAAUCGAUACUUAUGUUAAUUCUCCCUUGUUAUGGUCUAUUUCAACAGGGAGUCAAAGAGAUGAAUUAAAGGAAGUUACUGAUUUAAAUAGUGAUAGUUCAAUUGGGGUUAGUAGAAUUGGUAGUGGAUCUUAUGUUAUGUCAUUUGUGUUAAGUCAUGAUUUGAAAUAUACUAAAUCAUUUUCUAAAUUUCCAAUUUUAUCCAAUUUUAAAAAUUUAAGAGAUUCAGUAAAUCAUAAAUUAUCAAAUGAUGAGAAUUCCGAUGCCUUCAUGUGGGAAUAUUUCACAUCAAAGAAAUAUUAUGAUAAUAAUGAAAUCAAACCAAUUGGUCAAAUCUAUACUCCAUGGCCAUCCUGGGUUAUAACCGUUAGUUCUAAACAAGUUGAAACUAACCCUGAACCAAUUAAGAAAUUCUUAAAUGCAAUUAAUCAAGGUAUACAAUAUUUCAAUCAUCAUCAAGAUGAAGCUAUAGAAUAUAUCUAUACCAAUUUAGAUUAUUCUAAAGAAGAUGCUAGUGAAUGGAUUAAGACUGUUAAAUUCAAUACUGACUUGGGAUUAUUUAAAUUAAAUAGAGAUGCAGUGGUGGAAAAGACAAGUCAAAUUUUAAAAUUAGCUGGAGUAUUAAAAGAUAAUGAUGAAACUAUUAAUUCAAGAUUAACGGGUAGUGUCAUUGUUAAAGAAAUCUAG